This is a messenger RNA of Odobenus rosmarus divergens (Pacific walrus), 4314 nucleotides long. RefSeq names its product PDZ domain containing 8 (gene PDZD8). The transcript has 5 exons. The record is from RefSeq and is a predicted model, not a curated record. Gene Ontology annotation, cellular component: mitochondria-associated endoplasmic reticulum membrane contact site. NCBI's taxonomy places the organism in Eukaryota, Metazoa, Chordata, Mammalia, Carnivora, Odobenidae. Bases 247 to 3711 code for a protein of 1154 amino acids. Gene Ontology annotation, molecular function: protein binding; lipid binding. Gene Ontology annotation, biological process: mitochondrial calcium ion homeostasis.
CCGGCCCGCGGCUGCCGCCGCCACAGCAGCCGCCUCCGGGAGAGUCUGAGGAGUCGCGGGCCGCUGCGGGCUCGGGCGCCGCACCGCGCCUGCCGGAGCCGCCGGACGAGGCCCAGGGAGCCGCUCGCCCCAACCCCGCUGCCCGAUGUCCUCAAGAUGGAGGCAGCGGAGGCGGCGACGUGAAGAGAGCGGCGCUGUGGGCGCGGGAGCAGGGGCCCGGGCGGCUCGGGCGGAGGCGGUGCCGGGAUGGGGCUGCUGCUCAUGAUUCUGGCGUCGGCGGUGCUGGGCUCCUUCCUCACGCUCCUCACCCAGUUUUUGCUGCUGUACCGCAAACAGCCCGAGCCGCCGCCGGACGAGGCGGCCCGCGCGGGCGACGGCUUCCGCUACAUCAAGCCGGUGCCGGGCCUGGCCCUGAGGGAGUACCUUUAUGGCGGCGGCGGGACUGAGGAGCCCUCCGGCGGGCCCCCCGAGGGCGGCGCGACCCCGGCCCCGGCUCCCGAGACCCCCGCCCCGCCGACGCGGGAGACCUGCUACUUCCUCAACGCCACCAUCCUGUUCCUGUUCCGGGAGCUGCGGGACACCGCGCUGGCUCGCCGCUGGGUCACCAAGAAGAUCAAGGUGGAGUUCGAGGAGCUCCUGCAGACCAAGACGGCCGGGCGCCUGCUGGAGGGGCUGAGCCUGCGGGACGUGUUCCUGGGCGAGACCGUGCCCUUCAUCAAGACCAUCCGGCUCCUCCGGCCGGUGGUGCCCUCGGCCAGCGGAGAAUCGGACGGCCCCGAGGGGGAGACGCUGCCCGCCACCUCCCCCGAGGAGCUGGCCUUCGAGGCGGAGGUGGAGUACAACGGCGGCUUCCACCUGGCCAUCGACGUCGACUUGGUCUUCGGCAAGUCCGCCUACCUGUUCGUCAAGUUGUCCCGAGUGGUGGGGAGGCUGCGCUUCGUCUUCACUCGCGUGCCCUUCACCCACUGGUUCUUCUCCUUCGUGGAGGACCCGCUGAUCGACUUCGAGGUGCGCUCCCAGUUUGAAGGGCGGCCUAUGCCCCAGCUUACCUCCAUCAUCGUCAAUCAGCUCAAGAAAAUCAUCAAGCGCAAGCACACUCUCCCGAGUUACAAGAUCAGGUUUAAGCCGUUUUUUCCAUUCCAAACUUCGCAAGGAUUUGAAGAAGAUGAAGAAGAGCAUAUCCAUAUACAGCAAUGGGCACUUACGGAAGGCCGCCUUAAAGUUACAUUGUUAGAAUGUAGCAGGUUACUCAUUUUUGGAUCCUAUGACAGAGAGGCAAAUAUUCAUUGUACACUCGAGUUGAGCAGUGGUGUUUGGGAAGAAAAACAAAGGAGUUCUAUUAAGACGGUUGAAUUAAUAAAGGGGAAUUUACAAAGUGUCGGACUUACACUUCGUCUUGUCCAGUCAACUGACGGGUAUGCUGGGCAUGUCAUAAUUGAGACGGUGGCCCCAAACUCGCCUGCUGCACUUGCAGAUCUUCAGCGGGGAGACCGACUGAUUGCUAUUGGAGGUGUGAAGAUCACAUCUACCCUGCAGGUGUUGAAGCUGAUCAAGCAGGCUGGGGACCGGGUCCUGGUGUACUACGAGAGGCCUGUCGGCCAGGGCAGUCAAGGCGCAGCGCUGCCAGAUAAUUUUGGGCAGUUGGAAGAAAACUUUCUGUCAAGCUCGUGCCCGCCAAACUACGAAGAGGAAACCACUGGGUUGGCGGUAGAUGCUGAAAAUAGAGAUUUGGAUUCUGAAUUUGAAGACUUGGCAAGUGACGUCAGACCACAGAAUGAGCUCAAAGAAGAGGCUCCGUUAGUAAGUCACAGCCCCAAACGUACCCCAGCAACACUUUCUGUUAAACCCCUUGCAACGACAUCACCAGUUUUAAACCGUAAACUAGCUGUAGGAAAUCACCCACCACCACCAAAACCUCCAUGUAAAGAGGGAAAUAAACCCUUGGCCCUAAAAGCUUCUGAGUUAACGGACCCAACACAAGGGUCAAAACCCACCCAAGGAUCCACUUUCAAACCACCCGUGCCACCACGACCACAAGUGAAAGCUCCUUUGCCUUCUGCCGACACCCCAAACCAGACAGAACCAGAUGUUCUCCCUGAAAAGCCAGAAAAGGUGCUGCCUCCUCCCGCGGAUAAACCUGCUGAAAAGCAAGCGAAAAAUACGGAUCAUACAGAAGAUGUAGCUGCAUCUAAGCCAUUUUUAGCAAAGCAAGAAGUAGCGAGAGAUUUUACUUCAGAAGGUUCCUGCCCUCCUAAGGACAGUUCAGAUGACCCUCAGACGUGGGAAUCAUCAGAAAUUCCUUACCGUAAUAAGCUAGGAAAAUGGACAAGAACCAGAGCAACCUGUUUCUUUGACAUAGAAGCCUGCCACAGAUACUUAAACAUUGCACUAUGGUGCAGAGAUCCUUUCAAGUUAGGGGGUCUUAUCUGUUUGGGGCAUGUCAGCUUAAAACUUGAAGAGGUGGCUUUAGGAUGCCUGGCUACGUCAAACAUGGAAUACUUUUCAAAAUUCAGACUGGAAGCCCCCUCACCUAAGGCAAUGGUCACGAGAACCGCACUACGGAAUCUGAGUAUGCAAAAGGGAUUCAAUGACAAAUUUUGCUUUGGUGACAUUACCAUUCACUUCAAAUAUUUGAAAGAAGGAGAACCAGACCACCCUAUAGUUACUAACUUAGAGAAAGAAAAAGAACUCCAUUUGGUCGAAGAGGUUUCUGCCCUACCUAAAGAGGAACAUUUUGUUGGACAGAUGGGUUUAACAGAAAAUAAACAUAGUUUCCAGGAUACUCAGUUCCAGAACCCAACUUGGUGUGAUUACUGUAAGAAAAAAGUGUGGACUAAAGCUGCUUCCCAGUGUAUGUUCUGUGCUUACGUUUGCCAUAAAAAAUGUCAGGAAAAGUGUCUAGCGGAGACACCUCUUUGUGGAGCAGCUGAUAGGCGGAUAGACCGGACCCUGAAAAACCUCAGGCUGGAAGGACAAGAAACCUUCUUAGGCCUGCCUCCUCGUGUUGAUGCUGAAGCUAGCAAGUCAGUCAAUAAAACAACAGGUUUGACAAGACACAUCAUCAAUACGAGCUCUCGUUUGUUAAAUUUGCGCCAAGUCUCUAAAACUCGCCUUUCUGAACCAGGAACUGAUCUAGUGGAACCUUCACCAAAACACACACCCAACACAUCAGACAACGAAGGCAGUGACACAGAGGUCUGUGGUCCGAACAGUCCUUCUAAACGGGGAAACAACACAGGAAUAAAGUUGGUGAGGAAGGAGGGUGGUCUGGACGACAGUGUUUUCAUUGCAGUUAAAGAAAUCGGCCGCGAUCUGUACAGGGGCUUGCCUACAGAGGAGAGGAUCCAGAAACUAGAGUUCAUGCUGGAUAAACUGCAGAACGAAAUUGACCAGGAGCUGGAACAUAAUAAUUCCCUUGUUAGAGAAGAAAAAGAAGCAACUGAAUCAAGGAAAAAAUCCCUUCUUUCUGCUGCUUUGUCUAAAUCAGGUGAAAGACUACAAGCUCUAACACUUCUCAUGAUCCACUACAGAGCGGGCAUUGAAGAUCUUGAAUCUUUAGAAAGUCUGUCUUUAGAGCAGCACUCCAAAAAAAUAAGCAAGUACACAGAUGAUACAGAAGAAGACCUCGAUAAUGAAAUAACCCAACUAAUAGACUCCCAGCCAUUCAGCAGCAUAUCAGAGGACUUAUUUGGCCCAUCAGAGUCUGUUUAACAGACAGCCUGUUUAAACUUUGAGUGAUUAGGGAAAAGUUGCAUCUCAAGUACCACAGAUAACCCACAUGUAAGCCCUCUUCUAAUGCACUUCGGCCUGCUUCUCCACAGCCAUUUGCUUAUGUAAGAACAAGAGUGAAAAAAGGUGGUUUUCCAGCAAAAACAUGACCAGCUCACUACAUUGGUUGUUUCAGAUUGCAUUUAUAGCUAUAUGCGUUUUUGGGUUUAUACUGGGAAUUUAUUUUUACUAAUUUAUUUCUAACUUUUUCUAAUUAUGUAAUUAUGUAAGCUAACUUUUCAUGUUUAUGUACGUGUGAUGUCUCAUUGUGUUACUUUCCUUCAUCUUAGUUUUGAAUGAGUGUUAAAUAGGAUACUGUCCAAAUUCUUGAAGUAUUUUCAUUUCCAUCACGGUUAUAACAAGUUUGCUGCAUGCCCAAAUUGACAACGGCAGUCACUGAGGGAACAGGUUUUGAAUCUUCGUGUUAGGAAGUUUGUCAUCUCUACUUGCUUGAAAUUUUUAUUUUGGGGUUUUGAGGGUGGUUUUUUGUUUUUGCCAAAUGUAACAUAAAAGCAGAUGCUACGGCUUUAGUCAGUUACACUGAUU